GCUGCAUUGGUCACUUUUCUUCAUCUGUUCUUUCAGCUUAUCAUUGCAUUUUAAUCAAGGAUAUUUUUCUUGAGCGUCACUGUCAGAGAACAGUAAUGUCAGCACAGAGCAGUGAAUCAGCUGUCUGCCGCAGCGGUGACCUUGCAGACAGUGGAGGUUAUCUGCCGUGUUCUGCCCCAGGGCUCGUUUCAGCUAAAUUAACCGUGGUGGUCGGAGACACUCACUUCUGCGAGGAGAAGAAGUUACUCGUCCAGAGUUGCGACUACUUUCAAGCUCUGUAUCGCUCUGGGAUGAAGGAGUGUCAGCAACAAGAAAUCCAUCUCAAGUCCCUGCGCGCUCGAGGCUUCCUUAUCGCCCUGGCAGUUUUACGAGGUGAAAUGCCAGUCCUGGACGCCGAUGACAUUGUUGAGGCCAUUGAAUGUGCUGCUUUCCUGCAGGUGGCGCUGCUUGCUAAACACCUAAUCAACCUCAUAGACUCGGACAAUUGCUUGUUGAUGUAUCACACAGCUGCAACCUUCGGCCUCAUGGAUCUUUACCAUGCGGCUGCACUGUUCAUACGAGACAUGUAUAUCGAUCUAGAGGUGGAGGUCAGGAAAACCUUGCCAUCAGAGCUGAUCUCCUAUGUGGACUCUUUGACCCCAAGUGUUUUUGUGGCUGUAGGGGCCCAUGCGACCUGUGGUUUGGAUGAAACUGUACAUGCUUCUUCCAGGACAGUCUGCUACCUGGACGAAACGGCCAAUAACUGGAAAGUCUUAACGGAUCUUCCACUGGAGGCCAGCACCUCCAUGGCUGGAGUGACCGUUUUAGACAACAACCUCUACAUCGUCGGAGGAGUUAUUGGAGUCCAUAGACAAGUCGUGGACUCUUGUUUCUGCUACAGUGUUGAAAACAACAGCUGGAGCAGGAUCACCAGUCCGGCACAGCUUCGCUACAAUCUCAGCCUUGUGGGUGCAGACGGCCGUCUUUACGCCAUUGGAGGGGAAUAUGAGCGUACAGUGAUGUCAUCUGUGGAAACAUAUGAUGUAGAGAGUGGGAGGUGGACAUUUGCUGCUCACUUACCUCGGCCGGCGGUGGGAGUGGCAUGCACAAAAGCUAUGAGAGGAAUAUUUGUAUGUUUAUGGAGGCCGAUGGAGACCACAGAGAUCUACAAGUACGUGUCAGCGAAAGACAAGUGGCUGCUUGUUACCACGCUGAUCAGGCAUCAGAGCUAUGGCCACUGCAUUGUCGGCCACAGGGACAAUUUAUACGUCAUGAGAAACGGGCCAUCUGAUGACUUCCUAAGAUGUAUGAUGGACUGUUACAAUAUAAGCUCGGGCCAGUGGUCAGCCCUACCGGGACACUUUGCCAACAGCAGAGGUUCACUGUUUACUGCUAUGGUCAGAGGUGACUCUGUGUUCACUCUCAACAGGAGCAUGACUUUGGAGUACGCCAUCGAUGCUAAAAACUGGAAGCCACGGCGGCAAAUGAAGGGUUUUCCCAGAAGUGGAUCCUUGUGGACAUUUCUGCUGCAUCUGCCAGACUCGCUCAUGUUGCACCAGUGACUUAAUUUAGUCUGGGGUUCAAUGGAAAAUCGAAAUGUUUAAACUCAGACAUUUGUUUGAUACAGAACCGUGCUUUAAUAGAUACUGUUUAUUACAUAUAUCCACAUUCAUACUUUUCUCCACCAUUUCUAUUGACCAUUGAUUAUCAGCCAUUAUAUCAAAUAAAUAUCCCAUCAACUGUUCUUUAAGAAAAACAGAAAGUUGUGAACUUCCUUUGUGAAGUCAAAGUGUUUUAUUAUCUUGGUUUAUUUUGUAGCUGGUCGACCUGGUCCAGGUUCCAGGUUUUAACUUUUUUAGAAGGAUUUUCUGAAACAUCAAUGGGAAAAUAAAUGGAACCAGGGGCUCUAAAAGUGGGUGGUCACUGUUCUGCUCCAUGCUCUCACCACAGUGUUUGCUGGGAACUAUGGGAGCAAGGUUCACAUUCCUGAUAAGUCCAACAGGGUCUGCAAAUAGUAUUUCCUGUAUUGCUGCCCUCUGUGGUUGGGGUGAGGGAAAGGCUGGGUUUUAAAUUUGGCAGGGGCAGCACAAAUUAACAGGGAAACAGACUAGGCUCUAUAAAAGAGGCUCCAUUUAUUCUUCUUGAGAGAGACGUAUCUGCACAAAAUCAAGAUGCAAGCUCAUCAUUGACACAGCAUUUAAUAGUUAUUAAUAAUAAUAACAAUAAUACAGUUCAGUGUGUCAUGCCCUUCAGAUGACAGUUACUCUAUAAAUUCACUUUUGUGGUGUCAUACAACAGCACUGUUCUUAUCCUGAAACCAAUUAAAUACUU
Platichthys flesus (European flounder) is the source of this 2310-nucleotide messenger RNA. RefSeq names its product kelch repeat and BTB domain containing 13b (gene kbtbd13b). The transcript has a single exon. The record is from RefSeq and is a predicted model, not a curated record. The coding region runs from base 96 to 1541 and encodes 481 amino acids. Lineage: Eukaryota; Metazoa; Chordata; Actinopteri; Pleuronectiformes; Pleuronectidae. Gene Ontology annotation, molecular function: protein binding.